UUAAAAACAAACUUCAUCAGAAGGGAAAGAUGAAAGCUCUGACACUCCUUCUCUGUCUGUUUCUUACUAACUUUCAAGAUCUAUGUGCACAAUCAUGUGGUGGCCAAAUGACAAAUAGGAGGGGUGAUUUAUCCAGUCCCCGGUACCCUAAUAACUACCCUGAUAACUCACAAUGCACCUGGACCAUUCAUAGCACAGGGAGAAGGACAGUGUCACUGACCUUCAACAGUGUUUCUUUGGAAACAUGCUGUGAUUACAUCAAAGUAUAUGAUGGUCCUUCUACCCACCACCCCUUACUGGGAGAAAUACGGGAGUACAGGAGCCAGUCUUUCAAAUCCAGCAGCAAUGAUCUGACUGUGUAUUUCUACAGUGAUCACAGUUCAACAAGUAAAGGAUUUCAUGCAAACUGGGUCUUUGUAGAUUCCAAUUCAUGCAGGAAUAACUGCGGAUACUCCCUUAGCAGUUGUUCAUGUGACUACUCCUGUCAGUACUACAGUAACUGUUGUUCCGACUACAGCUAUUACUGUUCAAGUACAACCAGUUUGCCACAGACUACAACAGAUUCCAUUUCAUGCAGGAAUAACUGCGGAUACUCCCGUGGCAGUUGUUCAUGUGACUACUCCUGUCAGUACUACAGUAACUGUUGUUCCGACUACAACUAUUACUGCUCAAGUACAACCAUUCAGCCACAGCCUACAACAGGUUAUAAUUCAUGCAGGAAUAGCUGCGGAUACUCCCGUGGCAGUUGUUCAUGUGACUACUCCUGUCAGUACUAUGGCAACUGUUGUUCCGACUACAGCUAUUACUGCUCAAGUUCAACCAAUUGGCCACAGCCUACAACAGAAAUUUUCACUGGAUCAUGGAUUACAGAUUCCAUUUCAUGCAGGAAUAACUGCGGAUACUCCCGUGGCAGUUGUUCAUGUGACUACUCCUGUCGGUACUACAGUAAUUGUUGUUCCGACUACAACUAUUACUGCUCAAGUACAACCAUUCAGCCACAGCCUACAACAGGUUAUAAUUCAUGCAGGAAUAGCUGCGGAUACUCCCGUGGCAGUUGUUCAUGUGACUACUCCUGUCAGUACUAUGGCAACUGUUGUUCCGACUACAGCUAUUACUGCUCAAGUUCAACCAGUUUGCCACAGCCUACAACAGAAAUUUUCACUGGAUCAUGGAUUACAGAUUCCAUUUCAUGCAGGAAUAACUGCGGAUACUCCCGUGGCAGUUGUUCAUGUGACUACUCCUGUCGGUACUACAGUAAUUGUUGUUCCGACUACAGCUAUUACUGCUCAAGUACAACCAUUUCGCCACAACCUACAAAAGAACAUGUGAAUUGUUCCUCAGACAACAUGACCAUUGUCAUUCAGAGGUCUUACCUGAAUUCAGUCGGGUUGAGUGGAAGUGACCUUUAUGUGAAUGACCGUCUUUGCAGACCCACUAUUAGCAGUACUGAAGUUAUGUUCAGAUUCCCACUUAAUGCAUGUGGAACCGUCAAAGAGAUGAUGAAUAGUAAUGUGUCCUACACCAACAAUGUGAGGGCCUCUCAGUCUCAGUCGGGUCAAAUCACUCGUCAGUCACAGUUCCUGCUACGCGUGGGCUGCCGAAUGGAGCCAGACACCAUGGUGCAGAUAUUCUACAAGGCCCAGGAGAACAUCAAUGCCAACAUCACAGAAAUGGGCCACUUUGGGGCUAACAUAGCCUUCUACUCAUCCAGCAAUUUUGACCGGAAAAUUUAUGACUCUCCAUUUGAAGUGAACCUGAAUCAGCUUCUGUACAUUCAGGUUGCGCUAAACAGGCCUGACAACAGUCUGGAUCUCUUCCUGGACACCUGUGUAGCGUCUCCAAAUCCCAAUGACUUCAAAGAUCGCUCCUAUGACCUGCUGCGUAACGGAUGUCCCAGAGACAACACAUAUUAUUCCUACACCAGCGGUCAACACUAUUAUGCUCGGUUCAGGUUCCAGGCUUUCAAGUUCCUCCGGACUCAUGCCUAUGUGUACCUGCAGUGUAAGGUGAUCAUCUGCCCCGAUAACUAUUACAACUCUCGCUGCCGCCAAGGUUGUCGCUUCCGUCGCAAGAGAUCCCUUGACAGCACCUACCACACCAAUACUGUGAUGCUGGGACCAAUCAAACUCAAAGGAGCAUAGGACAGCGACGCGCUUUCACAGACAGAAUGAGAAGAUGAAGGCAACAGUGAUUUAAUCAUCAGCUUUUUCAUUUCUGAUUUGUAUCAUUAAUCAAAUCACAUUAAUCUUACUAAUGAUGUUUUUUCCUUAAUCCAUUAAAGCAAUUCAUUAAAGCA
Carassius auratus (goldfish) is the source of this 2296-nucleotide messenger RNA. RefSeq names its product deleted in malignant brain tumors 1 protein-like. The record is from RefSeq and is a predicted model, not a curated record. The coding region runs from base 30 to 2141 and encodes 703 amino acids. The transcript is spliced from 21 exons. NCBI's taxonomy places the organism in Eukaryota, Metazoa, Chordata, Actinopteri, Cypriniformes, Cyprinidae.